UUGCGUAUACGUUAUGGUGGCGACUUAAAGUGUUCGCGCUUGAAAAUCAAAAACAAAUUGCCAAUAAUUGUAUCAAUAAUAUCAAUAUCAGCUGGCGCUUGCUGCUGCUUUUGUUGACAUUGGGGCAAGCGAGCAAUGAUUUGUUGAAUGAGAGAGAACGGAGGACAAGUUGCAAUGCAUAUUGAAAGCUCCUUGGCCGCAGCGCCCACCAACCGUCCCUGACAUCCAUAUUGGCCCACAGCCAUCAGCUAUUAGCCAGUGAUGGCAGAGCGGAGAAGCAUCACUGCAAACUUUUGCUGGCGUUGGCCCAGUUGUGUUGUUUACGUGAAAACGUGCGCGUGGAACGCUACAGUAAAUUAUCCCGCUCGCCGUUUAGUGUGUCCAUGCGAUUGCCCUGGUGGGCAGAACGUUGAAUUAAGUAGCCAAAGAUGAAGUUCGCGGAGCACUUGAGCGCACACAUUACGCCGGAAUGGCGUAAACAGUAUAUUAAUUAUGAGGAAAUGAAGGCAAUGCUGUAUGCUGCUAUUGAGCAGGCGCCCUCGGCUGAGCUUGUGGAUCGGGAGAUGGUCACACGCUACUUUGCCAAAUUCGACGAGGAGUUCUUUCACUACUGCGACAAGGAACUGGCCAAAAUUAAUACAUUCUACUCGGAGAAGAUGGCGGAGGCCACUCGCAAGUACGCCAAUCUGCGCAGUGAGCUGACAGAGGCCAUGGAAAUGGGGCACGUGAAGAAGGUGCCCGCUUGGAAGCGACGCACUCCGCUGGGCAAGAGGAAUGUGCCCGCGCGCAAGAUACAGGAUCUCAAGUUGGCAUUUAGCGAGUUCUAUUUGGGUCUGAUACUGCUGCAGAACUAUCAGAAUCUGAACUUUACUGGUUUUCGCAAGAUACUCAAGAAGCACGACAAGCUGCUCAGUGUUGAGUUCGGAGCGCGCUGGCGCUGCGAUCACGUCGAGGCGGCGCAUUUCUAUAUAAACAAAGACAUUGACAGACUCAUACAGGAAACGGAGCAGGCGGUCACACAGGAUAUUGAAGGCGGCGAUAGGCAACGUGCUAUGAAACGUUUGCGCGUGCCGCCGCUGGGCGAGCAGCAAAGUCCUUGGACCACGUUCAAGGUGGGUCUGUUCUCAGGCGCCUUUGUGGUGCUGCUGCUGACCGUCAUCAUAGCCGCCAUGUUCUAUGGCUUUGGCGAGAACUGGCGCGUUGGCCUGCGCAUGUUUCGCGCUCCAUUUCUCAUCACCGAAUGCCUCUUUCUUUGGGGCGUCAAUGUCUAUGGCUGGCGCUCGUCUGGUGUCAAUCAUGUGCUGAUCUUCGAGCUCGAUCCACGCAAUCAUCUCUCCGAACAGAAUAUAAUGGAAAUUGCCUCUGUCUUUGGCGUCAUCUGGGCGCUCUGUGUGCUCUGCUAUAUCUUUUGCGAGCCCCUGGGCAUACCGCAGUACUCUGCUCCCAUAUUUCUCUAUACGCUGAUGGUGGCAUUCCUACUCAAUCCCACCAAGACAUUUCAUCACGAGGCACGCUAUUGGGCCAUACGCGUGCUGAGCCGCGUCAUCAUGGCUCCGUUUUGUUUUGUCAACUUUGCCGACUUCUGGCUGGCCGAUCAGCUGAAUAGCAUGGUGCCAGCCUUUCUGGAUAUACCUUUCUUGAUCUGCUUCUUUGGCCUCAAUCCCAGCUGGAACAAGGCUGGCAAGGCUGGCUACCAUUGUGUGGAGUACGUAUCCAUAUUACAUCCCAUUGUGGCCAUAUUGCCGGCAUACUUUCGCUUCGCUCAAUGCAUUCGACGCUAUCGCGAUACAAAGGAGGCGUUUCCGCAUUUGGUUAACGCCGCCAAGUAUGCCACAUCUUUCUUUGUAGUCAUCUUUGCGCACAAAUAUCACACAACCACAGAUACUUAUCCGCUCUCGAAGGAGAAUCCUUGGUUCUAUUGCUGGGUUAUCGCAGCGGUAUUCUCCUCCUGCUACGCCUACACUUGGGACAUUAAGAUGGACUGGGGUCUGUUCGACUCGAAGGCGGGCGACAAUCGUUUCUUGCGUGAGGAAAUUGUUUAUUCAUCCACGUGGUUCUACUACUUUGGCAUAAUUGAGGAUUUGAUAUUGCGUUUCAGCUGGACGCUGUCCAUGAGCCUCAUACAAGCGGGCUACAUCGAAGGUGAUGUCAUGAUGACCAUACUCAGUCCCUUGGAGGUAUUUCGACGCUUCAUAUGGAACUACUUUCGCCUGGAGAAUGAGCAUCUCAACAACGUGGGCAAAUUCAGAGCGGUGCGUGACAUAUCCGUGGCACCCUUGGACUGCUCAGAUCAGACUACUAUACUGCGCAUGAUGGAUGAUCCCGAUGGCGUCAUUAAUCGCCGGCGUGGCAAGGGCGCCAACGUUGGCAGCAAGUCCAAAAAGCAAAAGCAGGGGCAGCAACGUUUACUGCUGCAAGGCGAAUCUAAUGAGGAUCUGUGCACCUAGCUGUGCCUGUUUAUGAACAGCAAGUGCUAAAUAUUAUCAAUAUAAUUUUUAAAUCCCAAAUAAAAAACUGACUAUUUAUAACUAUUUAAGAAUUAUAUUUUGGUAAGGAUUUAUUUUAGCUGCGACAAAUGUUGAAUGAGACAAACGCAUUUAGACAGCUUUAAUUUAAUAUUAAUUAUAAACUUAGUUAGGUUUAGUAU
Drosophila busckii is the source of this 2647-nucleotide messenger RNA. It is a transcript of the gene PXo, whose product is annotated as xenotropic and polytropic retrovirus receptor 1. Gene Ontology annotation, cellular component: plasma membrane; cytoplasm; Golgi apparatus. Lineage: Eukaryota; Metazoa; Arthropoda; Insecta; Diptera; Drosophilidae. The transcript has 6 exons. Gene Ontology annotation, biological process: cellular response to phosphate starvation; phosphate ion transport. Bases 429 to 2447 code for a protein of 672 amino acids. The record is from RefSeq and is a predicted model, not a curated record. Gene Ontology annotation, molecular function: inositol hexakisphosphate binding.